GUAUCUCGUGUACCGGACGAGUUGUAGCUGACAGGUGUUCUCCAGGUACAGAAUCACAGAGUUGUAGCUGACAGGUGUUCUACAGGUACAGAAUCACAGAGUUGUAGCUGACAGGUGUUCUCCAGGUACAGAAUCACAGAGUUGUAGCUGACAGGUGUUCUCCAGGUACAGAAUCACAGUUACGGUUUCUAGUUCCCUGGCUCAUGGUUCUGGACUCUGUGAUCAUCUGGAGUUGAUUCGCCGGGACAACUGUACACACAAACGAGAAGGCAUUUCCAGACUUCAACAUGGAGAAGAAAGUAUACCAACUCGGCACUUGGCACGAUGAUACCAUUCUUGAUAAUGUGAUAAAUGAAAUGGCCAAGCAGGUCAGGGCAGGAAAAGGGACAAAGGUCAGAUUAACCGUAUCUAAACAUGGAGUGACAGUGAUGAAAUCCGCGGCUUUGACAGGUAAACAGAUGACUGACUACCUUCCUAUUGAAAACGUCUAUUUCAUUACCGUAAACAAGUACCAUCCUUCGUGCCUGUUAGUGAUAGGUAAGGACCACCCCACUAAGUACCAAAUCCUCGCCUUCAGGUGUGCUAACGGUCUGGACGCUGGCAUGUUCGUCAAAUAUUUCAAGGAUAUAAAACGUCAGUCCAAUCCAGGUGAGGGAUAUAACGUUGAAACGAAAAAGACGGAAGGAGAGAACUGGACUCUUCGCUCUAAAACCCAAAACAAUAACAAUCGUCAGUUAAGUGCUGUUGUAGACAUGCACACAGAGCGAGCCAAGGUGAAUGGGGAUGUCCAUAUUCACGUGAAUGGUGACAGUCAUCAAGAGAACGGUGUGGCUAGAACAUACAUCAAUCCAAUCGCAGACGACAACCCCCCAUCACUGACAACUGAGCGAAAAACGCAUGCGCAUAUGACCACUUCCGACAAAGUAGUCAUACAUCAGCAGCAAGUUGUACACCAUCGCCACCUGUCAGACAAUGUGUCAGAAGCUUCAGAAACGUCACUCCGGGACGAGCUCGACGUCCUCUCACACGAACUGAGGGAAAUCAAAUUCAUGCUCGAGAAAUCCACUGGAAUCACUCCCGAGGAAUAUCAAAGAUCUGUUGUUGUUACUCCAGGGAGGAAGGACAAUUCAGUGUCUGAAGAGGUAGUGGUGACUAGGACGAUUGAACAGCCAGACGCAAAUGUGGUUGUGAGGAGGGAGGAAACCGUUACCGAGACUAUACACCAUUCUCACACUAACGGGGAGGUGAGACACCAUAUCAACAGAAAAGUCGAGCGCGCAGCAUCUCCCAAGAUGGAGGGGGAGGUCAGGGUGACAGUUCCGGACUACCGAUCAUCUACGGACUCCAGUAGAAAGAUUUACUCCACUACCGAGACCCCUCGGAUACAGCACGAGGAACAAGGAGACGGUGUAAACUAUAAGUCUUGGGGAGGGGACAGACGUUCCGUGGUUAGACCCCAUGGUAACUGGAGAGAUGAAGUGGUCUUGAGGCAAAGGGUUCAUGGCCGCACGCGACCUCGAUCGGCUAUCCAUAGCUCAUCAAGUUAUGCCAGUGUAUCCGGUAGUGUCCGAUCUGCACGUGCGCCAAGUGCAUACGUGUUAACAGAGUAUAACCGUCAUCCGGGAAGCCAGACCCUCCCAACCAAUCGCGGGGGCAGUUACAAGCGCUUGCACGUGGCAACCACUGUCCAGAGACCCAUCGAGCGCGUGUAUGGACGUCACUCCACGUACGGAGGCAAACCGGUCAUUGUGGAACGUCAAGCGGUCGUGGAUUAUAACCAGAACAAUUUGGAAAAAUCUCACAACAACACACAUGACUCGGUCAUUAUUAGGACAUGAAGACAGGUAUGUGAACCAAACAUGUGAUAAACAAUGACGUUUUAUGUUGAUUGAACCAAGGACUUCGUAAUCUAUCGUCAUACUGUGGAUUAUAGCUGAAAUCUGUGAAUAUAUUGUUCUCAGUGUAAUGAUUUAACACAAACUCAUAAUACUUAUGGCAUCAGCUGUCAGCGGUAUCAUCAACGCUUAAUUUGCAUACAAAGCAGUGAGAUGAAUACAAACUAAGGGAAUGAUGGAUGAUGGAUGGUUUUAUGUAUACCACACGUCAUCUCCAUGUGUGUAAAUCUCGUGCCUUCGCCGAGGAAUGUGCUUUACGUACUGAUAUUAAAAUGUGUGGAUUAUACCUUUGCACCGGAUAUGACGUCAUAAUGUCAAAAUGAUCUUAACGACUACGUUAUUAAUGUUUGAAAUCCCCAUGAGAUGGUGUCGUAUGUUUCCCAAAGUGUACGAGCAAUAAUGAAUAGAGACAGUGAUAUUAGGACUGGCUGGGUGUUACUGGACAGUGAUAUUAGGACUGGCUGGGUGUUACUAACUGGGAAGAUAGAUUUCAUGUUAAACAGUUUAUAUCAGAUAUACUCAAUAAUAAAUCACUUAUAUAUCAUAAUAUAUAGAAUUAUAUAUGUAUCCGGGACGAGUAUAGAUGUCGCCUAUUUUUGGAUGUGAGGUUACACACAGGGACCCAGUCGUGUAUAACACGCAUUAGAACGAUAAAGGAUUUCAUGACUGAGCCGCGUGUUCAUUGUGGUAUUAGGACAAUCUGUGUAUACGUCAUCACAUCUUACCGUGUUACGCUCUGAUAAUUUGUGACAACACAUCAGUGAUCGGCUUACUUGAACAAUGGACUACAUAUUUGCAUCUAAUUCUUAAGCAUUUAUUAUGUUUCGCCAUUUCUUUUGGAAUGUUAUAUAAUGCGAAAUCAAAACGGUCGAAACGUAUUUAUUUUAUUUAAUGUAUGCAAUUACAAAUUAAAUUACAAAUGAAAAGUAAACAUUAAUGCAACCCAAAUGACAGAAGUAGAGAUAUGUGUAGGCAGACAACGAAACAGUGUUCAGAACAUAAACUUACAACUAUAUUGUCCUCGUUAUCAAAUAAAGGGAGACUAAAAUGCCAA
This is a messenger RNA of Pecten maximus, 2949 nucleotides long. RefSeq lists its product as uncharacterized. The transcript has 2 exons. The record is from RefSeq and is a predicted model, not a curated record. The coding region runs from base 288 to 1838 and encodes 516 amino acids. NCBI's taxonomy places the organism in Eukaryota, Metazoa, Mollusca, Bivalvia, Pectinida, Pectinidae.